Molecule: messenger RNA, 2649 nt
Organism: Pyricularia grisea
Lineage: Eukaryota; Fungi; Ascomycota; Sordariomycetes; Magnaporthales; Pyriculariaceae
Exons: 8
Coding region: 1-2649 (882 amino acids)
Molecular function (GO): heme binding; iron ion binding; oxidoreductase activity, acting on paired donors, with incorporation or reduction of molecular oxygen
Source: RefSeq, a predicted model, not a curated record
AUGUUCAAGGACGGAAAUUCAGUCUUCUCGCUAGAUAAGUCCAAUCAGAGCAACCCUAAAAUGACAUUGAGCAGCACUCUCUAUCUAUUAUCGGUUUCCGUGUUGGCUGGGAGCUUACUCAUAAUUGGUUACUGCUUCUAUGAACAUAUAUGCACCGAAUGGCCCUGGUCUGGAUUUCCUUUGGCUGUGCUGCCUGGCAAAGGCCGUAAGCCGAAGGAAAGCUACAUGGAAUCUGCCAGCAGGACUAUUGCUGCCGGUCUCGAGAUGUUUUCGGGUCCUUUCCAAAUCAUAACCAGUACCGGCCCUAAGCUCGUGUUGCCUCACAAGUACGCCGAUGAAAUUCGGAACCGCCCAGAGCUGGACUUCAAUGAAGCAUUCCGCAAAGAUUUUUUUGCUCACUAUCCUGGAUUUGAUGGUUUCAAGGCCAGCUUGGAUAAUCCUUUCUUGAUUCCGCAGACACUGCGCUUGAAGCUGACACCAAGUAUGGGACUCGUUACACAACACCUUGUGGACGAGGUAACUGAUGCUCUGCAUGAUAUUUACGGAGAGGAUCAGAACUGGCACUCGGUUACCUUCAAGCAAAACAACCUCGACUUGAUAGCACGCCUUUCCUCGAGGGCGUUCUUGGGCAAACCGAUUUGCCGCGAUAAGCGGUGGCUGGAAAUUGCCAAAAUGCACACUGUCGACUCCUUCUUGGCGGCUCGGGACCUGCGAGCUCAGCCCUUCUUCUUGCGACGCAUAAUGCACAGGUUUAUGCCACACAACGUUAACAUCCAACGGCACUACACUGAUGCCAGCAGGAUCAUCAGCGCCGAGGUUGAAAGUAGAAGACGACGAGCCGAGCAGCUUUUAUCCAAGGGCAAAAAGCCACCACGGGUUUCCGAUGCGAUUGGAUGGAUGGUUGAAGUAGCCAAUGGGAAAAAGGUCGAUUACGUGGCCGCUCAGCUCUCCCUGACCGUUGCUUCCAUCCAUGCCACGACUGAGGCGCUUACGGUGGCUCUCAUGGAUGUCGCCAACUAUCCAGAAAUUAAAAAGGAACUGCGUGAAGAAGUGAUCCAAGUCGUCGGCGAGAGCGGCUGGAGCAAGCAGACGCUUUAUAACAUGAAGCUCAUGGACAGCUUUUUGAAGGAGUCACAGCGACUUCACCCACCUAGCGAUGUAACUUUGAACCGGAAGGUCAUGCGGAAUAUCACCCUUUCAGACGGAACUCGCCUCCCAAAGGGUGCUAUUCUUAUGGUCGCCUCUGCGACAAAACUCCGAGACUCAGAAAUCUACGAAAGGCCAAACGAGUUUGACGCGCGGCGCUUUCUGCGACUUCGUGACGACUCCUCGAACACCGCGAAUCAAUAUGUUUCCACUUCCAACGAGAUGUUUGCCUUUGGUGAGCAACAUACGAUAUUUGGCAAGGUUUUCAAAAUGCAAGGGUUCCAUGCUGACGUGAAUGAACAUGGGGUUACCAAAGGACAUGGGAGGCACGCGUGUCCGGGACGGUUCCUUGCCAGCAGCGAACUCAAAGUCGCACUGGCACACAUGCUCCUCAAGUACGACUGGGAAUUGGACGUAACCGACACGAAGCCAAGGUUCUUCGACAAUGAGACGGCGCACAUGACCAGUCCCAUGGUUAAGCUCAGGGUGAGGAGAAGAAGGGAGGAGAUCAAUCUGGACCUGAACGAAGAUUGGAAUCUGUCGGAUAGUGAAGACCAGGGGUAUACAACUUUCUUCGGAAAGUUAGUUACUGAGCCUCGGGGUUUAUACGCAUGGGUUUCUCCGCUGCGCUUCAACUCUUUGCACUUUUGUGUCUUCAUUUUCCAGCCAUCCUGUAGCUUCACCAUGGUCAAGUCAGGCCCGUUCUAUUCUUUUCUGCCUGCUGUGGCCCGAGUGUGGGCAGUGAGCCUGUCGGUCCCCUCGCCAAGAGAUCUUUUCGACGACCCGUGCAUCACCUUUCGUUUGCCUCCUCGGUCUGUCAACGCGACGUACCUUGGUGAAGCCUCGGUUGAGUGGCCCUGGACUCAACCACCGUUUGGCUUUGGUUAUGGAAAAUGGGCUCUCGCUUGGACGAGUAUAGAGGAGUACUGGGGCUGGUCCAACAUGCAGAACGAAUGGUACCCGCUAAAUAGCACAAUCAGCGGCCACCUGGUCUCGGACAUCAGGCCGACCGUCAUCGCCGACGUCAACACCUUUCAACUGGGGAGCAACGACACUGUGAUCAAAACGCCGGCAUUUGAUGUCCCCCUGGCGGGUGAGACGUACGCGUGGAACUUCACGAUACCGUCUGACAUUGUCGGGUCGCACGACAACACGGCUUGGACGGGAUGGGGAUACGACUUCCACGCGCAGGGGGCACCUUACUUUGUGAGUUACGACGCCACGUCCACGGGCAUCAAGAACAUAUCACACGGCGUCUCCGUCUACAGCGCACGCGAGGGGGGGCCCACCAAAGAGACCGUCGACGAGGCCGCGGCAUGUUACGACCGUCUCGGCAGCAAGACCUUUGCCGCCCUGUUCCGCUCGAUGCGCCGCACGCCAACAGACGGCCGUCGCACCCAUGAGCUGUCAUGGCAUGGCGGAUAUGCGGCCGUGUCGGUCGCUGUUGGCACGAGGAAGCAUCAGAGUGUGCUCAAACGGAGGGGGGCUGUUUUGACAGGAUAA